This is a messenger RNA of Sus scrofa (pig), 16910 nucleotides long. Lineage: Eukaryota; Metazoa; Chordata; Mammalia; Artiodactyla; Suidae. The record is from RefSeq and is a predicted model, not a curated record.
GAGGGGGCGUGUUCAGGGGCGGGAGGCCGUGCCUGCGCUGCGGGCUCAGAAUCGCGGGCGCCCGCCGGGAGUGUGUCUGCGCCGCGCUCCCGCGACGGGAUCUAGUCUCCCGACUGUCGGUUGGUGGGGUCGGUCUGGGAAACUCCGGGCCAGCCCCUACUCUCCACCUGGAUCCCCCCAGACCCGCACCCCCCCGCAUCCUGAUCGGAGAGCUCAAAGGAGACCAGUCGGGGCCCCAGUGCGCUCCAAGAACGGGCUCUUCCAAGUAGAAAUUGGGAUGGGGGCUUUGAACCAGGUCCCCUGGGAGAAGGCAGGGCUGGACGGGAGGCGGUGGGGAGUGAGGCAGGAGUGGAGCACGGUGACGACUCCAACUGCGGGGUCCCGGGGAGCCCGCCGGCGGGAGGAGAGAGUUCCCUGGAGGUGCUGGGGGAGGGGCGGGUCCCUCUGCCGCCCGGGAACCUCUGCCCUCAGGUGUCCCUGCCCCAGGGCUCUGAUGCCCCUCUUCAAAACGCAGCGGGGGCACAUCUGUAUUUGUUGAUGUUGAGGGUGAGAGGCUCGGCAAGGGAGGGUUCCUCGAAACCCACUGUGAACGGUUCUUCCACCUUCUGCCUGGCCUGCUCAGUAGCCCUCGGGAGGGUCCAGGAAGAAGAACACGGCACUGUGUGCACCUGUGUCUGUCCUUUUAAGACCUGCAGUGCGAGUGUAAAUUGUGAGGUGCCUGGGGAGAGUGUCCAGGCGUGCGUGUGUGAGAGACUGGCAAGAGCAGAGUGUCUGACUCGGGACCCUUCUGAGGGCACCAUCCUUCCCAAGGGACCCACUGCACCUUCUCUUGGCUCAGAACCAACGGUGGGACCAGAAGUAUGGCUGGCGUGGCUGUGGUUCCUGGCAGCCCCCCACCCCACAGGCGAUGGUGCAAGCGGACAGAGACCAUCUGGGUGGAGGAGGAAGUAACCCCCCGUCAGGAGGACCUGGUGCCCUGCACCAGCCUCUCCCAUUACCAGCGCCGGGGCUGGCGGCUGGACCUGACCUGGAGUGGCCACGAGGGGCUCUGCCCCAUCUACAAGCCCCCAGAAACCCGGCCUGCGGCAUGGAACCGGACAGUGAGGGUUUGCUGCCCCGGCUGGGGGGGCCCCCACUGCACCCUGGCCCUUGCAGAAACCAGCCCUGAGGGCCACUGCUUUGCCACAGGGCUGUGCCAGCUGCGGGCAGGCUCAGCGAAUGCCUCUGCAGGAAGCCUGGAGGAGUGCUGUGCCCAGCCCUGGGGACAAAGCUGGCAGGAUGGCCGCUCCCAGGCGUGCCUCAGCUGCUCCAGCCACCAACUCCCAGGCACUGUGCCCUCUCCAGCCCUCCUGCAGCCCCUGGCAGGGGCCGUGGCCCAACUCUGGAGCCAGCGCCAGCGUCCCUCAGCCACCUGCGCCACCUGGUCAGGCUUCCACUAUCGCACCUUUGACAGACGCCACUACCACUUCCUGGGCCGCUGCACCUACCUGUUGGCGGGCGCUGCAGAUUCCACUUGGGCUGUCCACCUCGAGCCCAGGGGGCACUGCCCCCAGCCUGGGCACUGCCAGCUGGCCCGGGUGAUGAUGGGACCAGAGGAGGUGCUGGUCCGGGGCAGAAACGUCUCUGUAAAUGGGCAGCUGUUACCUGAUGGGGAGUCUCAGCUGCUCCCAGGGCUGAGCCUGCAGUGGCAAGGGGACUGGCUGGUGCUGUCAGGGGGACUGGGGGUCGUUGUGCGGCUGGACGGGUCCAGUUCCGUCUCCAUUUCCGUGGACCAUGAGCUCCAGGGACAGACUCAAGGCCUCUGUGGGGUCUACAAUGGCCAGCCUGAGGAUGACUUCUUGGAGCCUGGCAGGAGACUGGCUGGGUUAGCUGCCACCUUUGGGAAUUCCUGGAGGCUCCCAGACUCAGAGCCUGGGUGUCUGGAUGCAGUGGAGGCAGCCCAAGGCUGCGAGGACCCCCUGAGAGGCACAGAGGCGGGCAUGGAGCCUGGCCAGCUUCAGGCUGAAGCCCAGGAUGUGUGCCACCAGCUGCUGGACAGUCCAUUCAGGGACUGCCAUGUCCAGGUGCCCCCUGCUGAGUACCACGAGGCCUGCCUCUUUGCCUACUGUGCUGCGGCCCCCGCGGGCAGCGGGCGGGAGGAGCGGCUGGAGGCCAUCUGUGCCACCUUGGCCAACUAUGCCCAGGACUGCGCGGCGCGGCGCGUCCUCCUGCGCUGGAGGAAGCCCGGCUUCUGCGAGCGCCAGUGCCCGGGGGGCCAGCUGUACUCGGACUGCGCCUCGGCCUGCCCGCCCAGCUGCUCGGCAGUGGACGACGGAGGCGAGGGGUCCUGCGGGGAGGAGUGCGUGAGCGGCUGCGAGUGCCCGCCCGGCCUCUUCUGGGACGGCGCCGUCUGCGUGCCCGCCGCCCGCUGCCCCUGCUACCACCGACGCCGGCGUUACAACCCCGGUGACACCGUGCGCCAGCUGUGCAACCCGUGUGUGUGCCAAGACGGCCGCUGGCUCUGCGCGCAGGCGCCGUGCCCCGCCGAGUGCGCGGUGGGCGGGGACGGGCAUUACCUCACCUUCGAUGGGCGGAGCUUCUUCUUCCGCGGCGGCCCGGGUUGCGGCUCCAGGCUGGUGCAGGACUUUGUGAAGAGGGAGCUGCUGAUUGUUCUGGAGCAUGGGGACUGCGACUCUGGGAACUGCCUCCGUGCCAUCUCUGUCACCCUGGGGGACACCCACGUCCAGCUCAGGGACUCAGGAGCAGUACUGGUCGAUGGGCAGGAUGUGGGCCUGCCCUGGAGUGGUGCUGGGGGCCUCAGCAUCACCCGUGCCUCGUCCACCUUCCUGCUGCUGCGCUGGCCUGGGGCCCACGUCCUCUGGGGCACAUCGGACCCUGCAGCCUACAUCACCCUGGAUCCCCGCCAUGCCCACCAGGUGCAGGGUCUGUGUGGCACCUUCACCUGGAACCAGCAGGAUGACUUCCUGACACCCACUGGAGAUGUGGAGACCAGUGUUGCAGCCUUUGCUAGCAAGUUCCAAGUGGCAGGUGAGGGAAGGUGUCCUUCGGAGGAAGACAGCACCUCACUUUCCCCCUGCAGCACCCAUGCUCAGAGCCGUGUUUUCGCGGAAGCAGCCUGCGCCAUCCUGCAUGGCCCAGCCUUCCAGGAGUGCCAUGGGCUAGUGGACAGGGAGCCAUUCCACCUGCGCUGCUUGGCAGCUGUGUGCAGCUGUGCCCCCGGCAGAGACUGCCUGUGCCCUGUGCUCGCUGCCUAUGCUCGGCGCUGUGCCCAGGAGGGUGCCCUGCCUUCCUGGAGAAACCAGAGCCUCUGCCCUGUCCUGUGUCCUGGUGGCCAGGAGUACCAGGAGUGUGCCCCAGCCUGCGGCCAGAACUGUGGGGAGCCAGAAGACUGUGGGGAGCUGGGCACCUGUGUGGCUGGUUGUAAUUGCCCCCUGGGGCUGCUGUGGGACCCCGAGGGCCAGUGUGUGCCCCCUAGCUUGUGUCCCUGCCAGCUUGGGGACCAUCGCUAUGCCCCUGGCAGUGCCGUCAGGAAGGACUGCAACCACUGUGUCUGCCGGGAGAGGGGACUCUGGAAUUGCACUGCUCACCACUGUGCCCCUGAGCGGGCCUUCUGCCCUGGCGAGCUUGUCUAUGUCCCUGGUGCCUGCCUCCUUACCUGUGACAACCCCCAUGCCAACGGCUCCUGCCCACCAGGCAGCAUGGGGGGCUGUGUCUGUCCCCCGGGCAACGUGCUGCUGGAUGAGCGCUGCGUCCAUCCCGAGCUCUGUCCCUGCCGUCACGGUGGCCAGUGGUACCCUCCCAAUGCCACAAUCCAGGAGGACUGCAACAUGUGUGUGUGCCAGGGCCGUCAGUGGCACUGCACAGGCCAGCGGUGUGAUGGACGGUGCCAGGCAUCAGGUGCCCCCCACUAUGUGACAUUUGAUGGCCUGGCCUUCACCUUCCCUGGGGCCUGCGAGUACCUGCUGCUGCGAGAGGCCGACGGCCAGUUUACAGUCUCUGCCCAGAACCUGCCCUGCGGGGCCAGUGGCCUCACCUGCACCAAGGCGCUGACCGUGCGGCUGCAGAGCGCUGUUGUGCACAUGCUCAGAGGCCAGGCGGUGACAGUGAAUGGGGUGAGUGUGACGCCUCCCAAGGUCUACACUGGCCCUGGGCUGAGCCUGCACCGAGCCGGCCUCUUUCUGCUGCUCACCACCCGCCUGGGCCUCACCCUUCUCUGGGAUGGAGGCACCCGGGUCCUGGUACAGCUGUCCCCCCAGUUCCAUGGCCGGGUGGCUGGGCUGUGUGGAGACUUUGAUGGAGACGCCAGCAAUGACCUUCGGAGCCGCCAGGGAGUCCUGGAGCCCACGGCCGAACUGGCUGCCCACUCAUGGCGCCUCAAUCCUCUCUGCCCUGAGCCAGGGGACCUGCCGUACCCCUGCACUGUGAAUGCCCACCGGGCCGGCUGGGCCCGUGCCCGCUGUGGGGUGUUGCUGCAGCCCCUCUUUGCCCAGUGCCAUGCGGAGGUGCCCCCACAGCGACACUAUGAGUGGUGUGUGUAUGACACCUGCGGCUGUGAUGCAGGCGGCGACUGUGAGUGUCUCUGCUCCGCCAUUGCCACCUAUGCCGACGAGUGUGCCCGGCAUGGGCUCCAUGUGCGCUGGCGCAGCCAGGAACUCUGCCGUGAGUGUGCCCGGCCCUUGGUCCCUGGAAUCCAAUCCCUCCACUCGCUCAGCUCCCUCAAGGACACCUCUCCCGGCCUGAGAGCCAUUCACUCGCUCAAGGGCAGAUACACGUGGAAUGUCCCAUGCGCUAGACACCUUCCUAUGGACCAGACUUGCCCAAAUCCCUGCUCUGUGGAACUUGCUUGUUGCACACAGCCUUGGGAGGGGCCCAGCAAGAGGCCACAUGCACCCCCGUGCCCUCCUCAGGUGUCACCUUCGGUUGGCUCGCCUGCUGCUGUUGCAUCCUGGUGCCCUGGCAGUGACCCAAGCCUCUCCCCUCUCCACCCAGCUCUGCAGUGUGAAGGGGGUCAGGUGUAUGAGGCUUGUGGCCCCACGUGUCCCCCCACCUGUCACGACCGCGGUCUGGAGCCUGGGUGGCACUGCCAAGCUGUGGCCUGUGUGGAGGGCUGUUUCUGCCCAGAGGGGACUCUAUUGCAUGGAGGAGUCUGUCUGGAGCCAGCGUCCUGCCCCUGCGAGUGGGGCGGCAGCUUCUUCCCACCGGGCACUGUGCUGCAGAAGGACUGUGGCAACUGCACGUGCCAGGAAAGUCAAUGGCUUUGUGGGGAGGAUGGUAGCCACUGUGAGGAGCUGGUGCCUGGCUGUGCAGAGGGAGAGGUGCCAUGCCAGGAGAGCGGGCACUGUGUGCCACACAGCUGGCUUUGUGACAACCAGGAUGACUGCGGUGACGGCUCAGACGAGGCGGGCUGUGCCACCCCAGGCUGUGGGGAGGGGCAGAUGUCUUGCAGCUCUGGCCACUGCCUGCCCCUGGCCCUGCUCUGUGAUGGACGGGAUGACUGUGAGGAUGGGAUGGAUGAGCAGGGCUGCCCAUGCCCCCCAGACUCACUGCCCUGUGCUGAUGGGCGCUGCCUGCCCCUGGCCCUGCUCUGCGAUGGGCAUCCGGACUGUCCAGAUGCUGCUGACGAGGAGUCUUGUCUGGGGCAAGUCAGCUGCACCCCUGGGGAGGUGUCCUGCGUCGAUGGCGCCUGCGUGGGGGCCCUCCGGCUGUGUGACGGAAUCUGGGACUGCCCAAACGGAGCCGACGAGGGGCCUGGGCACUGCCCCCUCCCCUCUCUGCCCAUGCCGCCUGCUGGCACCUUGCCUGGCCUUUCCACUGCCUCCCAGGGGACUCCACCAACUCCCCCUGCCAGGGUCAGCCCUGCGCCGCCCUGCGGCCCCUUGGACAUCGCGUGCGGCAGCGGCGAGUGCGCGCCCCGGGGCUGGCGCUGCGACGGCGAGGAGGACUGCGCCGACGGCAGCGACGAGCACGGCUGCGGCUGGCCCUGCGCGCCGCCCCACGCGCCCUGCGCCCGCGGCCCGCUCUGCGUGGCACCUGCGCAGCUGUGCGACGGCGUCCCGCACUGCCCCGACGGCUGGGACGAGAGCCCUGGCGCCUGCGAGGGGCUGCCAGCCCCAGGAGGCCCCAAUGGGACUGGAGUUCCCUGCUCAGAAUACUCCUGCCCGGAUGGCCUCUGCAUCGGUUUCCAGCAGGUGUGCAACGGGCAGCCUGACUGUGAAUUGGCAGGGGAGGUGGGGUCCUCACCGGAAGAGCAGGGCUGUGGAGCCUGGGGCCCCUGGAGCCCAUGGGGGCCAUGCAGCCAGACCUGUGGGCCUGGGGUACAGGCCCGGAGCCGCCGCUGCUCCCCUCCCAGCCUCCCAGUGCUGCAGCACUGCCUGGGUCCCGAGCAUCAGACUCAGGCCUGCUUCACUGCCGCCUGCCCAGUGGAUGCAGAAUGGACUUCCUGGUCCCCCUGGUCCCCGUGCUCUGAGCCAUGCAGGGGCACCAGGACCCGGCAGCGACAGUGCCACCCACCCCAGAACGGGGGCCGGACCUGUGCCAUGCUGCCCGGGGACCCUCACGGCACCCACCAGACUGGGCCCUGCCCUCAGGAUGGCUGCCCCAAUGUCACCUGCUCCAGGGAGCUGGUGUUCCAUCCCUGUGCCCCUUGCCCUUUGACUUGUGAUGACAUCUCUGGUCAGGCCGUGUGCCCCCCUGACCCACCCUGCAGCAGCCCAGGCUGCUGGUGCCCUACAGGGCAGGUGCUGGAUGACAAAGGGCGGUGCGUGUGGCCUGGGCAGUGCCCCUGCCUGGUGGACGGCAUCCACUACCCACCAGGGCAGCGCAUCAAGGCCGACUGCCAGCUCUGCAUCUGCCAAGAUGGGCGGCCCCGGCGCUGCCGGCCCAACCUGGACUGUGCCGUGAACUGUGGCUGGUCACUCUGGUCCCCCUGGGCUGAGUGCCUGGGUCCCUGCGGGAGCCUGAGCAUUCAGUGGUCCUUCCGAAGCCCCAACAACCCCCGCCUCUCUGGCCGAGGCCACCAGUGCCGGGGCAUCCACCGCAAGGCCCGCAGGUGCCAGACGAGGCCCUGUGGGGGCUGUGAGCAGCACGGCCAGGUCCACCGUGUUGGGGAGCGCUGGCGAGGGGGCCCCUGCAAGGUCUGCCAGUGUCUGCACAAUGGCACGGCCCACUGCUCCCCCUACUGCCCGCUGGGCAGCUGCCCCCAGGACUGGGUUCUGGUGGAAGGAGUGGGAGAGUCGUGUUGCCACUGCGCCCCUCCUGGAGUGAACUGGACGGUCCAGCCCAUGGCCACUCCCGGCCCCACUCCAGCCCCCAGCCCCCAGAUCGGACCCUCUCUGAUCACCUAUGUUCUGCCUCCCCCUGGCGACUCCUGCUAUUCUCGCCUGGACCUGACCCGGCUCCCCAAGGGGAGCCUACAGGCUUCACCCCAGCUGCUGGACCAGCCCACAGGGGAGCCUGGCCAGCAGACCUGGAGCCCUGCAGAGGCUGGUGACCUUCUGCGCCACAUGCAGGCCCCCUAUUUGCAGCUGGACCUGCUUCGGCCCCGGAACCUCACUGGCAUCAUGGUGCAGGGGGCGGGAUCCUCAGACUUGCUCCAGUUCAGCAGUGAUGGUCUACACUGGCACAGCUAUCGUGACCUCCUGCCUGCCAUUCAGCCGCCCCUCAAGCUUUUCCCUGGGACCCGGGAUGACGUGGCCCCCACCGUGUGGCUAUUUGGCCGGAUGGUGCAGGCUCGGCACGUCCGUGUGUGGUCCCUCGACGUCACUCGCGGCCCCGAAAGUGAUGUCAACCACAGCAUCCCCCUGCAGGUGGAGCUGCUCGGUUGUGAGCCAGCACCUGCCUGCCCAGGGGCUGGGCACCGCUGUGCCAGUGGCUCGUGUGUCCUGAGAGGGACCCUGUGUGAUGGUGUGGAAGAUUGCGAGGAUGGCUCCGAUGAGGAGGGCUGUGUGCCCCCGCCCACGGGCACUGCCAGAGUCCAGUCCACAGCCCGGACCCCGGCCCUUUACCACACCCAGCCUGGAUGGCUGCACCCCCAGCCCAUGGAGGGUCUGGCAGAGACUGAGCGCUGGCAUCCCAGGCAGGGGUCACCCCCGCCCCCCACAGGAAAGUGGCCAGCAAGUCUUGUGUCCGCGUCUCCCCCAAGUCCUGAGGACUUUGUGCAGACCGCACCUGCCACCCCCACGUCCCGGCCUGAGGUGACAACCCCGAGACCCGAAAUGGCAGCCGUGACGGUGCUUCCCCCACACCCAACGAUGUCUGUGGCCCGUGAUGGACACAGCAUCGCCCCAGCGCCCUUCCCACCCAUGCGGUGCCGCCUGGGCCAGGUGCCCUGCAAGGUGCUGGGCUGCAUGGAGCAAGAGCAGCUGUGUGACGGGAAGGAGGACUGUCUGGAUGGCUCUGACGAGAGGUCCUGCGGGCUCAGUUUAUCAUUCAGCUGGAAUCACGUGUGUGACCCUGUUCCCCCACCUCCGCCUGCAGCAUGGGCAGGGGGCACUGUGCCCUUUACAGUGCCCACCACGGCCCUACCUGGGCUGCCGGCCUCCAGAGCCCUCUGCUCCCCGAGCCAGCUGAGCUGCGGCAGUGGGGAGUGCCUGCCCGCCGAGCGGCGCUGUGACCUGCAGCCCGACUGCCAGGACGGCUCAGAUGAAGACGGCUGUGUGGACUGUGGCCUGGCGCCCUGGUCAGGCUGGAGCAGCUGCAGCCACAGCUGUGGCCUGGGCCUCGCCUUCCAGCGCCGGGAGCUGCAGCGGCCUCCACUGCCUGGCGGCAGCUGCCCGCCAGAUCGGCUCCGCAGCCGGUCCUGCUUUGUGCGGGCCUGCCCAGUGGCUGGGGCGUGGGCUGAGUGGGAGGCCUGGGGGCCCUGCAGCGUCUCUUGCGGGGGUGGCCAUCGGAGUCGCCGGCGGAGCUGUGUGGACCCCCCACCCAAGAAUGGCGGCGCCCCCUGCCCUGGGGCCUCCCAAGAGGGGGCGCCCUGCGGCUUGCAGUCCUGCACAGGUGGCACAGACUGCGGGCUGGGCCGUGUGCAUGUUAGUGAGGAAAUGUGCCAGAAGGGGCUGGUGCCCCCGUGCCCCCCCUCCUGCCUGGACCCGGAGGCCAACAGAAGCUGCAGCGGACACUGUCUGGAGGGAUGCCGCUGCCCGCCUGGGCUCCUCCUCCAGGACACCCGCUGCCUGCCCCUCUCCGAGUGCCCUUGCCUUGUGGGUGAAGAGCUGCAGCAGCCAGGGCAGCCCUUCCUCCUGGACAACUGCAGCCGAUGCAUGUGCCAGAAGGGGGCUCUGCUGUGUGAACCAGGGGGCUGCCCUAUGCCCUGCGGCUGGUCAGCCUGGUCCUCCUGGGGUCCCUGCGACCGCUCCUGUGGCUCUGGCUUGAGGGCCAGGUUCAGGUCCCCCUCCAACCCUCCGGCCGCUUCGGGGGGUGCCCCAUGUGAAGGCGAAAGGCAGGAGCUGCAGGCCUGUCACUUGUCGACGUGUGGGGCAGAGCCGCUGGGCUGGACGCCCUGGACACCCUGGUCCACCUGCUCCCAGAGCUGCCUUGUCCCUGGAGGGGGCCCAGGCUGGCGCAGCCGUUCCCGGCUCUGUCCCAGCCCCAGCAACAUGUCCUGCCCAGGAGAGGCCAUCCAGGAGGAGCCCUGCAGCCCCCUGGUGUGCCCAGUGGCCAGCAUCUGGGGUCUGUGGGCCGCUUGGUCCACCUGCUCGGCCCCUUGUGAUGGAGGCAUCCAGACACGUGGACGCAGCUGCCCUGCCUUGGCUCCUGGGAACCCUGGGUGCCAUGGACCCCACAGCCAGACGAGGGACUGCAAUAUGCAGCCCUGCACAGCCCAGUGCCCAGAGGACAUGGUGUUCCGCUCGGCGGAGCAGUGCCGCCAGGAGGGGGGGCCGUGCCCUCGGCUGUGCCUGGCGCAGGGUCCUGGGGUGGAGUGCUCCGGCCUCUGCAGCCCUGGCUGUACCUGCCCCCCUGGUCUCUUCCUGCACAACGCCAGUUGCCUGCCCCUCAGUCAGUGCCCCUGCCAGCUGCGUGGGCAGCUCUAUGCACCAGGAGCAGUGGCCCGGCUGGACUCCUGCAACAAUUGCACCUGCAUCUCUGCUGAGAUGGUGUGCACCUCGGAGCCCUGCCCAGUGGCCUGUGGCUGGAGCCCCUGGACCCCGUGGAGUCUCUGCAGCCGCAGCUGUGAUGUGGGCAUUCGGCGGCGCUUCCGGGCGGGCACUGCACCCCCAGCUGCCUUUGGGGGGCCUUCAUGCCAGGGUCCCAACGUGGAGGCUGAAUUCUGCAGCCUGCAGCCAUGCCAGGGUCCUGGCGAGGAGUGGGGCCCCUGGUCUCCGUGCUCCGUGCCCUGUGGCGGUGGCUACCGGAAUCGCACCCGAGGGGGCAGCGGGCACAGCCCCGUGGACUUCUCCACCUGCAGCCUGCAGCCCUGUGCAGGACCAGUACCCGGUGUGUGUCCUCCGGGCAAGCGAUGGCUGGACUGUGCCCAGGGCCCUGCCUCCUGUGCAGAGCUCAGCACCCCGAGAGGGACUGACCAGCCCUGCCACGCCGGCUGCUACUGCCUGCCCGGGAUGCUCUUGUUGAACAACGUGUGUGUGCCCACCCAGGACUGCCCCUGCACCCACGGGGGUCGCCUCCACCCCCCGGGCAGUGCUGUGCUUCGUCCAUGUGAGAAUUGCUCCUGUGUCUCUGGGCUUGUCACCAACUGCACGGCCUGGCCCUGUGAGGAGGCUCGGCCCACGUGGUCACCCUGGACCCCAUGGAGCGAGUGUUCUGCCUCCUGUGGCCCUGCCCACCGCCACCGGCACCGCUUCUGCCCCAGGCCCCCCAGCGUGGCACAGCCGCCCCCAUCGGCCUCACCUCCACUUCCUUGCCCUGGCCUUGAGGCAGACGAGGAGCCCUGCCUCCUGCCAGCGUGUGACCGAGCUGGAGCCUGGGGCCCUUGGGGGCCCUGGUCCAGCUGUAGCCGGAGCUGUGGGGGCGGCCUUUGGAGCCGGACCCGAGCCUGUGACCAGCCCCCGCCCCAGGGCCUGGGGGAUUACUGCGAGGGGCCUCGGGCCCAGGGCGCCGCCUGCCAGGUUCUGCCCUGCCCAGGUGCCUGCCAGGGACAGGGGGGUCAAGGAGCAGAGGUGGGACAACUGCAGGGAGCCUUAGGGGGGAGCAGGCCAGGAUGGGUGACCCACUCAGCUCUCAGCCCAUCCUGUCCCCUCCCCACAGUGACCAACUGCAGCGCCAUUGAGGGCGCCGAAUACAGCCCCUGUGGCCCUCCCUGUCCUCGCUCCUGUGACGACCUCGUGCACUGUGUUUGGCACUGCCAGCCCGGCUGUUACUGUCCCCGGGGCCAGGUGCUGAGUGCUGAUGGCGCUGUCUGCGUGCAGCCCAGCCACUGCGGCUGCCUGGACCUGCUGACAGGUGCACGGCACCAUCCGGGCACCCAGCUGGCGAGGCCCGAUGGCUGUAACUACUGCACUUGCUCGGAGGGCAGGCUCACCUGCACAGAUCUGCCAUGCCCAGUGCCCGGCAGCUGGUGCCCAUGGUCGGAGUGGACCAUGUGCACCCAGCCCUGCCGGGGCCAGAUGAGGACACGCUCCAGGGCCUGCACCUGCCCGGCUCCUCAGCAUGGGGGGUCUCCGUGCCCUGGCGAGGCGGGGAAGGCAGGGGUCCAGCAUCAGAGGGAGCCCUGUGCCAGCACCCCUGCGUGCCCAGUGGACGGAGCCUGGAGCCCGUGGGGGCCGUGGUCUCCCUGUGACGUGUGCCUGGGGCAGUCCCAUCGGAGCCGAGCUUGUAACUGGCCUCCCACCCCAGAGGGAGGCCGGCCCUGCCCUGGGAGCUACAGGCAGAGUCGCCUCUGCUGGGACAAUUCUACCCAAUGCACUGACUGUGCCGGUGGCCAGGCUCUUCUUCCCUGUGGGCAGCCCUGCCCCCGCUCCUGCCAGGACCUGUCCUCUGGGGUCAUGUGUCAGCCAGGCCUGACGGGCUGCCAGCCCAGCUGUGGGUGCCCCCCCGGCCAGCUGUUCCAGGAUGGUCAUUGUGUGUCCCCAGCCCAGUGCCGCUGCCAGUACCAGCCCAGAGCCGUGGGGAUCCCUGAGAACCACAGCCGGUCUGCAGGGUCUGGGCUCAGCUCCUGGGAGAGCCUGGAACCUGGGGAGGUGGUGACUGGGCCGUGUGACAACUGCACCUGUGUGGCUGGCAUCCUGCAGUGCCAGGAGGUGCCUGACUGCCCCGGCCCUGGGGUCUGGGGCUCCUGGGGUUCCUGGGAGGACUGCAGUGUUUCGUGUGGGGGAGGGGAGCAGCUGCGCUCCCGCCACUGUGGGCGGCCGCCCUGCCCGGGGCCUGCCCGCCAGAGCCGCUCCUGCCACACCCAGGUCUGCAGAGAGGCAGGCUGCCCGGCCGGGCGUCUGUACCGGGAGUGCCAGGCUGGCGAGGGGUGCCCCUUCUCCUGUGCCCACGUCACUCAGCAGGUGGGCUGCUUCUCCGCUGGCUGCGAGGAGGGCUGUCACUGCCCCGAGGGCACCUUCCUGCACCGCUGGGCCUGUGUCCAGGAGUGCCCCUGCGUGCUGCCUGCCUCGCUGCCGUGGGAGCUGGGAGCUGCCAGUGCAGACCCUGGGGCUCCCCCCCCGAUUCUGGGAGAGGGAGGUGAGCCCCUCGGGCCUGGAGAUGAGCUGGGCUCCGGUCAGACCCUCCGUAUAGGCUGCAGCAACUGCUCCUGCACGCAUGGAAAGCUGUCCUGUUCCAUGGGGGACUGCGACAAAGCUGGUGGUGGCUUUGGUCCCUGGGGCCCCUGGGGCCUGUGCUCUCGCUCCUGUGGCGGGCUGGGCACCCGCACUCGCAGCCGACAGUGUGUGCGUCCUGCACCUGCUCCUGGCGGCCAGAGCUGCCACGGGCCUCGCCAGGACCUGGAGUACUGCCCCAGUCCUGACUGCCCAGGGGCUACAGGGUCCACGGCGGAGCCGAUGACAGACCUUCCAGGCGACUGGGGCCUGUGGUCCCCGUGGUCCCCCUGCUCCAGCACCUGCACUGACCCCGCCCAUCCUGCUUGGCGCAGCCGCAGCCGCCUCUGCCUGGCAAACUGCACUGGGGGAGUCACUUCCCAGUGGCGCCCCUGCAACCUGCCCUUCUGCACAGAGCUGCCCCUGUGCCCUGGCCCUGCCUGCGUGGCCGGGAACUGUUCCUGGACCACUUGGGCCCCAUGGGAGCCGUGCUCCCGCAGCUGUGGAGUGGGCCAGCAGCGUCGCCUGCGGGCGUACCACCCCCCUGGGCCCGGUGGCCGCUGGUGCCCGGACAUCCUCACAGCUUACCAGGAGCGCCGCUUCUGCAACCUGCGUGCUUGCCCAGUGCCUGGAGGCUGGUCACGCUGGAGCCCCUGGUCCUGGUGUGACCGGAGCUGCGGAGGGGGCCAAUCCUUGAGGAGCCGCAGCUGCUCGAGCCCCCCACCCAAGAACGGGGGUGCCCCCUGUGUGGGGGAGAGGCACCAUGCUCGGCUCUGCAAUCCCAUGCCCUGUGGGGAGGGCUGCCCAGCAGGCAUGGAGGUGGUCAGCUGUGCCAACCGCUGCCCGCGCCGCUGCUCAGACCUCCAGGAGGGGAUUGUAUGUCAGGAUGACCAGGCCUGCCAGCGGGGCUGCCGCUGUCUCCAGGGCUCCCUGGAGCAGGACGGCGGCUGCGUGCCCAUUGGGCACUGCGAGUGCACUGAUGCACAGGGCCAGAGCUGGGCUCCUGGGAGCCAGCACCAGGAGGCCUGCAACAACUGCACGUGCCGGGCCGGGAGGCUCUCCUGCACGGCUCAGCCCUGCCCGCCACCCGCCCAUUGUGCCUGGAGCCGCUGGUCAGCCUGGAGUCCCUGCAGCCACUCAUGCGGGCCCUCAGGGCAGCAGAGCCGCUUCCGGUCUUCCACAUCGGGCUCCUGGGCCCCAGAGUGUCGGGAGGAGCAGUCCCAGAGCCAGCCCUGCCCUCAGCCCCCGUGCCCACCCCUGUGCCUGCACGGGGCCCGCCUGCGCCCCCUGGGGGACAGCUGGCGACAGGGCGAGUGCCAGCAGUGCUCCUGCACCCCGGAGGGCAUCGUAUGUGAAGACGUCGAGUGUGCAGGGCCCGGGGCCUGGACGCCAUGGUCCCCCUGGUCUGGCUGCCCUGUCUCCUGUGGAGGCGGAAACCAGGUCCGCACCCGGGUCUGCAUGGCUUUGGCUGCCCACCAAGAGGGACCCCGGUGCCUGGGCCCGGACACCCAGACCCAGCGCUGUGGGCAGCAGCCUUGCUGGGGGCUGCUGGACGCCUGCUCCUGGGGCCCCUGGGGGUCCUGCUCCCGCAGCUGUGGCCCAGGCCUGGCCUCCCGCUCUGGGUCCUGUCCCUGCCCCCCGGCUGAGGCUGCUGCCACCUGCAAUGGUACCUUCCUCCACCUGGACACCCAGGCCUGCUACCCAGGGCCCUGCCUGGAGGAGUGUGUGUGGAGCAGCUGGAGCAGCUGGACGCGAUGCUCAUGCCAGGUGCUGGUCCAGCAGCGCUACCGACACCAGAGGCCAGCACGCAGAGGAGCCGGGGAGGGUCCCCCCUGCACACAGCUGGAUGGCCACUUCCGGCCCUGCCUCAUCGUCAACUGCUCUGAGGACGGCUGCACACCACCCUUCGAGUUCCAGGCCUGCGGCUCCCCCUGUGCCAGCCUCUGUGCCACACACCUGAGCCGUCGGCUCUGCCAGGACCUGCCACCCUGCCAGCCUGGUUGCUACUGCCCCCAGGGACUGCUGGAGCAGGCUGGAGGCUGCAUUACCCCAGAACAGUGUAAUUGCCAGCAUGGCUCAGGAGAAGGAGCUGGAGUGACUCUGGCCCCCGGGGACCGCCUGCAGCUGGGCUGCAAAGAGUGUGAAUGCCGGCGUGGGGAGCUGCAGUGCACCAGCCGGGGCUGUCAAGGUCUUCUGCCUCUGAGCGGCUGGUCUGAGUGGUCACCCUGUGGGCCCUGCCUGCCCCCCAGCCUGCUGGCCGCUGCCUCCAGGACUGCCCUGGAGGAGCACUGGCCCUGGGAUCCAGCUGGCCUCUCCCCAACCCCGGCCUCCAUGCUGGCUUCGGAGCAGCACCGCCACCGCCUCUGUUUGGACCCUGAGACAGGGAGGCCGUGGGCCGGGGACCCAGACCUCUGCACUGUGCCACUCAGCCAGCAACGCCUCUGUCCAGACCCUGGAGCCUGCCAAGACUCAUGCCAGUGGAGUCCUUGGGGGCCCUGGAGCCGCUGCCAGGUGCCCUGCAGUGGGGGGUUCCGGCUGCGCUGGAGAGAGGCCGGGGGCCCCCCCGGAGGAGGCUGCCAGGGCCCAUGGGCGCAGACCGAGAGCUGCAACAUGGGGCCUUGCCCAGGAGAGAGCUGCGAGGCUCGGGACACCAUGCCCACCCCUGACUGUGCCAACCAGUGCCCAAGAAGCUGUGCCGAUCUCUGGGACCGUGUGCAGUGUCUGCAGGGACCGUGCCGCCCAGGCUGCCGCUGUCCCCCUGGCCAGUUGGUGCAGGAUGGGCACUGUGUGCCAGUGACCUCUUGCCGCUGUGGUCUUCCCAGCCACAAUGCUUCCUGGGUGCUGGCCCCGGCUGAGGUGGUACAGCUGGACUGCAAAAACUGCACCUGUGUCAACGGGUCCCUGGUGUGUCACCCCCAUGAAUGUCCAGCCCUUGGGCCUUGGUCCGCCUGGAGCCGCUGCUCUGCUCCCUGCGGUGGGGGCACUGCCAAGCGACAGCGGAGCUGCAAGGAGGGCCCUGGGGGGGCACCGUGCGAGGCCCAGGACACAGAGCAAUGGCAGGAGUGUAACCUGCAGUCCUGCCCCGAGUGCCCUCCCGGCCAGGUGCUCAGUGCCUGUGCUACCUUGUGCCCGCGCCUCUGCUCGCAUCUGCAGCCGGGCACCCUCUGCGUGCAGGAACCCUGCCAGCUUGGCUGCGGCUGCCCAGGAGGGAAGCUGCUGCACAAUGGCACGUGUGUGCCCCCUGCCGCGUGCCCCUGCGCCCAGCUCUCUCUGCCCUGGGGCCACACUUUGACUCUCGAAGAGCAGGCCCAGGAGCUGCCCCCAGGAACUCUGCUCACCCAGAACUGCACCCACUGUGUCUGCCAGGGUGGAGCCUUCAACUGCUCCCGCGGUGACUGUCAUGAGUGCCCCCCUGGAGAAAUGUGGCAGCAGGCGGCCCCUGGGGAACUGGGGCCCUGUGAGCAGACGUGUCGGGAGCUCAACGCCGUGGAGGCUUGGGGCAACUGCAGUGCGGGGCAGGCUGCAGGCUGUGUGUGCCCGCCUGGGCGCUUCCGCAGCCAGCAGGGCCUCUGCGUGCCCGCAGGCCAGUGCGAGUGCUGGCGCCACGGGCGUCCCCACCCGCCCGGAUCCAAGUGGCAGGAGGCCUGUGAGAGCUGCCGCUGCGUUGGUGGGAGGAGUGUCUGCACCCAGCCCUGCCCCAUCCUCUCCUGUGCCCAGGGUGAGGAGGCCGUGCAGGAGCCAGGCAGCUGCUGUCCCACUUGCCGCCAGGAGACUCCAGAGGAGCGGCCUGCCUCCUGCCGGCACCUCACUGAGCUUCGCAACAUCACCAAGGGCCCCUGUUACCUGGACCAGGUGGAAGUGAGCUACUGCAGUGGGCAGUGCCCAUCCAGCACCAACGUCCUGCCAGAGGAGCCGUACCUGCAGAGCCAGUGCGACUGCUGUAGCUACCGCCUGGACCCCGAGAACCCGGUGCGGAUCCUGAACCUGCGCUGCCCCGGCGGCCACACAGAGCUGGCGGUGCUGCCGGUCAUCCACAGCUGCCAGUGCAGCGCGUGCCAGGGAGGUGAUUUCUCAAAGCGCUGACGGCUCCGCUGGGAGAAGCCCCGCCGCCUCUCUUGGGGUCCCUGGGCUCAGCAGCACGAACCCCUCCUCCUCUCAUGCCCACCCAUCCCCUCCCCGUCCUGGCUGUGGUGUAUCCCAAAUAAAGCGACCUUGGCAGCA